UGUAAGUUAUCCGCUGUUCCUAUCAUGAAAUGCCUCCGAGACUUAAGGCUUUACUAUUAUCAUUAUUAUUUUUUAAUCUCUCUCUGAUGUAGGAUUUAACUGUUUAAGUUUUUUUAAGUACGACUCAAGUUUGGGAGCAGGUAAAUGGGAAAUGUGGCAGUUAGGACCGUCCUUUGAAGUCUUUUCCCUUUUCGUCGCUGGAUUGAUCGUGUAAUUGAGAGAGUGUAGCUUGAAAAGCCUCAUGCUUUCACCGGGUCAAGAGGAGCACUGUGCGCCCACCAAAGAGCCAGUAAAGUACGGCGAACUGGUGGUUUUGGGGUACAAUGGUUCACUCCCCAAUGGAGACAGAGGGCGAAGGAAAAGCCGGUUUGCCCUUUACAAAAGAGCCAAAGCCAACGGUGUCAAACCCAGCACUGUACACAUCCUUAACACGCCACAAGCCAGCAAGGCGGUGAACUGUAAGGGCCAGCACAGCAUCUCCUACACGCUGUCCAGAAACCAGACGGUGGUGGUGGAGUACAGCCAUGACAAAGACACAGACAUGUUCCAGAUUGGACGAUCAACGGAAGGCCCUAUUGACUUUGUGGUGACUGACACUGUGUCAGGCGGAGGAGGGGAGAGUGAGGACACGCUCAUCACUCAAAGCACCAUCUCCCGCUUUGCCUGCCGGGUGGUGUGUGAACGUAACCCGCCCUACACAGCGCGUAUCUACGCUGCAGGCUUUGAUUCUUCCAAGAAUAUAUUUCUCGGAGAGAAAGCAGCCAAAUGGAAGAAUCCAGAUGGUCACAUGGACGGGCUGACAACCAAUGGUGUGCUAGUCAUGCACCCGCGGGGCGGGUUCACAGAGGAGUCCAAGCCUGGUGUGUGGAGGGAGAUAUCAGUGUGUGGAGAUGUUUACACACUGAGAGAAACACGGUCUGCUCAAACUCGAGGCAAACUGGUGGAGAGUGAGAGUAACGUACUCCAAGAUGGCUCUCUGGUUGACCUGUGCGGAGCCACACUACUCUGGCGCACAGCUGACGGCCUUUUCCACACCCCCACUCAGAAGCACCUGGAGGCCUUGCGGCAAGAGCUGAACGCAGCCCGGCCUCAGUGCCCCGUGGGCCUCAACACCCUGGCCUUUCCCAGCAUGCAACGCUGCAGUCGUGCCCUGGCAAGUGUCCCCACCCAAGAGGACAAGCAGCCCUGGGUCUACCUUGCCUGUGGCCACGUUCAUGGCUACCACGACUGGGGCCACCGUUCUGAACGAGACCCCAAUGCUCAAAGAGAGUGUCCCAUGUGCAGAACCGUGGGCCCCUACGUGCCACUCUGGCUUGGCUGCGAACCAGCCUUUUACGUAGAUACCGGUGCACCAACGCAUGCCUUUGUACCUUGCGGCCACGUGUGCUCUGAAAAAUCAGCCCGCUAUUGGGCGGAGAUUCCUUUACCGCAUGGCACCCACGCUUUCCAUGCCGCCUGCCCCUUCUGCACUACCCAACUCAAUCUGGCGCAAAAGUGGGCUAAGCUCAUCUUUCAGGGGCCUAUAGACUGAGAGUGUAGAGGAGGUGGACAGUGGAUUAUUGCGUAAUUGGAAUCCAGUAUGCUGAAGGACAAUUCGUAGAAGAUGCGACUAAGGACCGAUUCAUACCGCAAGCUGUGAAAUUGCCCUUGAAAUGCUUAUGCUGGAGAGCAGGUUCUUGCUCAUGACUGUGGUAAUAGUUGGCGAAUGACAGGUGUCUGUCAUGAUUUCCUUUAGUUAUUUUGUCUACCGGCCUACAAGAUGUCAGUUCACACCAGCAUGAGCACAUCACUCAGGAGAUUUAAUACAUUUCUACACCUGGCUUUAGACUCAAGAUGCUUUUUGUUCUUUCUUGGUGAUCAACCUUCCUGUGGAGUUUUGUUGCUUUAAUAAUCCUUCCGGUGAUUUCCAAAGAACUUGAUUAUCUUCUAGUGUGUCGAGUUGGAACUAAACUGUGCAGGAUGGUCAGAGCCCCAGGACCAGGACUGAACAUCCAUUAUUUUAAGUAGUUCAAUGUGUGGGCACUCCCAAAGGUCAGGAUCCCAAACUCCACUGAGGGCUUCUACAAGGAUCCACCUGUUGGAGCAGUGAUUUGGGAACUGCAGUACUAAAAUGGUUCUUUCCAAAGAAUUAAAAAAUGGUGAUUCUGUUGAGUUUUAUUACAUGAAGAGCUAGCAACAUAACACUCCUAAAAGAUCCUGCAGGAAUAAUAACCAGCCACAGCGGAAGCUUCAUUUUCAAAUGGAUCGUGCAUUAUGGAAUUACAGUGAUUUGUCAUUUUAGCCUAGUUCUCGGUUCAUAAAGGUAUUCGGAAACUAACACAUGCUGUUUUUCUUUCUAAAAGGUUAAAGAUUUUAAGCUUUGAUGUAAAGGUAUUUUUAUUCAUACUGGGGUAACCAGUAAGAAGAUUAACAAUGGAUAUUGCCAAAUAUUUCUGGAACUGGUUAUAGAGUUAGUAACUAAAGUAGUUCCUGCUGUUAUCUUGAAAACUGUGUCCCAAAUAUUUUGGUACUGCUUAUUACUUGCCACUUGUUCAUUUUCCACAUGUUGAUAGUGGUAUAUAAACACAGUAGAAAAUUGUGGACUAUUCUGCAGUCAUCAUCUAGACAAAUGUAGAAAAGAAUGAGAAUGAAAACCACGAUAGUGGAGGUUUAUGGCGUAAAGGAGAGCUAGGAAGCAGUGAUUGCUUGGUAACAAUUAAUCAUUGGUCAAAAUUCUUCCGAUUUCAACUGUUUUAUAAGCUUAUGAGAUUAAAACGACUUUUAUUCCACUAUUUUCCUAAAAUGUAUACAGAGAUGGUUUCUAAUGUCUAAAGACAGUUUUAUAGGGCAGUGAAGAAGAUAUUUUGGACAUACUGAAGGGGUAUUUUUAUAAACAGUUGCAUUUACAGAGCCUUUUUACUCACUGAAAAGUAUUUUACUACACAAUAGCCCAUGUACAGUUAGUUUUAAAACAGAUACUAAUAUAUUUAUUCAAAUAUGUAUUUUAGGUUAGGGUUAGGGUUAUCAAAUGUUCAUCACUCAUUUAUAAGUGCAUGCUGCAUCUGGAGACUUAACCUGUGAACAGUCAGUAGUCAUGUAUCUUUUAUUGACGCUCAAGCCUUAGAUCCAGCUUCUGAUUAUGCUUGUGUUUGCAAAAUAACCCAAUGUUCCUCCUAUACUCCAUGUUAAUUUCAGACCCAAUAUGAAAUGUAACGCUGUAAAAUGUCACAUUGGUUUUCAUUUGUUAAUGAAUUAAUUGAAUGUUCUGUUCUCUUUUUACUUUUUUGUUUUGAUAUACAAGUGGUGUAAACACCUUUGUGUGGUUA
Sinocyclocheilus grahami is the source of this 3305-nucleotide messenger RNA. Its product is annotated as E3 ubiquitin-protein ligase pellino homolog 2-like. The record is from RefSeq and is a predicted model, not a curated record. Gene Ontology annotation, biological process: regulation of Toll signaling pathway; protein polyubiquitination. The transcript has 6 exons. Gene Ontology annotation, molecular function: ubiquitin protein ligase activity; protein binding. Lineage: Eukaryota; Metazoa; Chordata; Actinopteri; Cypriniformes; Cyprinidae. Bases 242 to 1531 code for a protein of 429 amino acids.